Molecule: messenger RNA, 4133 nt
Organism: Pyrus x bretschneideri (Chinese white pear)
Lineage: Eukaryota; Viridiplantae; Streptophyta; Magnoliopsida; Rosales; Rosaceae
Product: DNA-directed RNA polymerase II subunit RPB2
Biological process (GO): DNA-templated transcription
Cellular component (GO): RNA polymerase II, core complex
Molecular function (GO): ribonucleoside binding; DNA-directed RNA polymerase activity; DNA binding
Source: RefSeq, a predicted model, not a curated record
ACUUCAUUCGUCAAAACUUUCAUUUUUCAACUCUGCAGUACUCCUCCGAACCCCGACAGCGAAAAAGCUACGCUAGGGUUUCGCUCGCACUUUGAAACGACACCGUUCAAUCGGACGCAGAGAAUUCCAGCGGACCUAGACCUAGGGUUUCCAAUCCCAAUCCUCCGCCGUAAAUCAUGGAGGAGGAGCACGAGUACGACGAUCAGCAGUACAUGGACGACGACGAUGAAGAUGAAAUCACGCAGGAGGACGCGUGGGCCGUCAUCUCCGCCUACUUCGAGGAGAAGGGCUUGGUGCGCCAGCAGCUCGACUCGUUCGACGAAUUCAUUCAGAACACAAUGCAGGAGAUUGUCGACGAGUCGGCCGAUAUCGAGAUUCGGCCCGAGUCGCAGCACAACCCGGGGCACCAGCCCGAUUUCGCCGAGACUGUAUGCAAGAUUAGCUUUGGUCAGAUUUAUUUGAGUAAGCCCAUGAUGACCGAAUCCGAUGGAGAAACUGCAACCUUAUUUCCCAAAGCUGCAAGACUUAGAAAUCUGACGUACUCAGCACCCUUGUAUGUUGAUGUCUCAAAGAGGAUGAUAAAGAAAGGACACGAUGGCGAAGAACUCACUGAGACCCAGGAUUUCACCAAAGUAUUCAUUGGGAAGGUUCCUAUAAUGCUUCGGUCUAGUUAUUGCACGCUGUACCAGAAUUCGGAGAAAGAUUUAACUGAGCUGGGAGAGUGUCCAUAUGAUCAAGGUGGAUAUUUUAUUAUAAAUGGGAGUGAAAAGGUUCUUAUUGCUCAAGAGAAGAUGAGCACCAAUCACGUCUAUGUGUUCAAGAAGAGGCAGCCUAACAAGUAUGCCUAUGUGGCUGAAGUUCGGUCUAUGGCGGAGUCUCAAAACAGGCCACCCAGUACCAUGUUUGUUCGGAUGCUUGCUCGGACUAGUUCUAAAGGGGGUUCUUCGGGACAGUACAUCAAAGCUACCCUUCCAUAUAUUAAAGGUGAAAUUCCUAUUAUUAUUGUGUUCCGGGCUCUCGGGUUUGUUGCGGAUAAAGAUAUCCUAGAGCACAUAUGUUAUGACUUCUCUGAUACUCAAAUGAUGGAGCUGCUUAGACCUUCUCUGGAAGAAGCAUUUGUGAUUCAGAAUCAACAGGUUGCAUUAGAUUAUAUUGGAAAGAGAGGUGCAAAUGUUGGUGUAAGUAGAGACAAGAGAAUCAAGUAUGCGAAAGAGAUUCUGCAAAAGGAAAUGCUUCCACACGUUGGUGUUGGAGAAUUUUGUGAGACAAAGAAAGCUUACUAUUUUGGAUAUAUCGUCCACAGGCUUCUACUAUGUGCACUAGGACGGAGGCCAGAAGAUGACAGGGAUCAUUAUGGCAACAAGAGGCUUGAUCUUGCUGGUCCCUUACUCGGAGGCUUAUUUCGAAAUCUAUUCAGGAAGUUGACCAAGGAUGUGAGAGCUUAUGCACAGAAGUGUGUUGACAAUGGAAAGGAUCUUAAUCUGCAAUUUGCCAUCAAAGCUAAAACCAUUACGAGUGGCCUCAAAUAUUCACUUGCCACUGGAAACUGGGGGCAAGCAAAUGCAGCUGGUACAAGGGCUGGAGUGUCGCAGGUGUUAAAUCGUUUGACAUACGCAUCCACUCUCUCACACUUGAGAAGACUGAAUUCUCCAAUAGGGCGUGAAGGGAAAUUGGCUAAACCGCGUCAGCUGCAUAAUUCGCAAUGGGGAAUGAUGUGCCCAGCUGAGACACCUGAAGGGCAAGCGUGCGGGCUUGUAAAGAAUCUUGCAUUGAUGGUAUACAUAACCGUAGGAUCAGCUGCAUAUCCAAUCUUGGAAUUUUUGGAAGAAUGGGGUACAGAAAACUUUGAGGAAAUUUCUCCUGCGGUUAUACCCCAAGCUACAAAAAUUUUUGUUAACGGCUGUUGGGUUGGAAUCCAUCGUGAUCCUGAAAUGUUGGUGAGGACAUUGAGAAAGCUAAGGCGACGGGUUGAUGUCAACACUGAAGUUGGGGUUGUGAGAGAUAUCCGUCUGAAAGAAUUGCGGAUAUAUACUGACUAUGGACGUUGCAGUCGUCCAUUAUUCAUUGUGGACAAACAGAGGCUUCUCAUAAAGAAGAGAGAUAUUCAUGCAUUGCAGCAGAGGGAAAGCCCUGAAGAUGCUGGUUGGCAUGACCUUGUAGCAAAGGGAUAUAUUGAAUAUAUUGACACUGAAGAAGAGGAGACGACAAUGAUUUCCAUGACAAUUAAUGAUCUUGUCCAAGCAAGACUCAAUCCGGAGGAGGCAUAUUCGGACACUUAUACUCAUUGUGAAAUCCACCCAUCACUUAUUUUGGGUGUUUGUGCUUCUAUUAUACCGUUUCCCGAUCAUAAUCAGUCUCCACGUAAUACAUAUCAAUCUGCUAUGGGAAAGCAAGCUAUGGGGAUUUAUGUCACCAAUUAUCAGUUCCGAAUGGAUACAUUGGCAUAUGUUUUAUACUACCCUCAGAAACCUCUUGUCACCACAAGAGCCAUGGAGCAUCUCCACUUCAGGCAGCUUCCUGCUGGCAUCAACGCUAUUGUUGCCAUCUCCUGUUAUUCUGGUUAUAACCAGGAAGAUUCUGUCAUUAUGAAUCAAUCCUCUGUGGACCGUGGAUUCUUCCGGUCACUAUUCUUCCGAUCUUAUAGGGACGAGGAGAAAAAGAUGGGGACCCUUGUCAAAGAGGAUUUUGGGCGUCCUGACAGAGCAAAUACCAUGGGUAUGCGACAUGGUUCUUAUGACAAAUUGGAUGAUGAUGGUCUUGCUCCUCCUGGAACUAGGGUUUCUGGUGAGGAUGUCAUCAUAGGAAAGACUACACCCAUGGCUCAGGAUGAGGCUCCAGGGCAAACUACAUCACGUUAUACACGGCGUGACCACAGCAUAAGUUUGCGCCACAGUGAAACCGGCAUAGUUGAUCAGGUUCUACUGACGACCAAUGCUGAUGGGUUGCGGUUUGUUAAAGUACGGGUGAGGUCUGUCAGAAUACCUCAGAUUGGUGAUAAAUUUAGUAGCAGGCAUGGACAGAAGGGGACGGUGGGUAUGACUUAUACCCAGGAAGACAUGCCAUGGACUGUGGAAGGGGUGACCCCCGAUAUAAUCGUGAACCCGCAUGCUAUUCCUUCUCGGAUGACAAUUGGUCAGCUCAUUGAGUGUAUUAUGGGGAAGGUUGCAGCUCAUAUGGGAAAGGAAGGAGAUGCUACACCUUUUACAGAUGUCACGGUGGACAAUAUCAGUAAAGCUCUUCACAGUUGUGGGUAUCAAAUGCGUGGAUUCGAGACCAUGUAUAACGGUCACACGGGCAGGCGGCUCAGCGCUAUGAUAUUCCUUGGCCCCACAUACUACCAGAGACUGAAGCAUAUGGUCGACGAUAAGAUCCAUUCACGUGGACGGGGUCCAGUGCAGAUCCUCACAAGGCAGCCAGCUGAGGGACGAUCUCGUGAUGGUGGUCUACGCUUCGGGGAAAUGGAACGAGAUUGCAUGAUUGCCCAUGGUGCUGCUCACUUUCUGAAAGAAAGAUUGUUUGACCAGAGUGAUGCAUAUAGGGUUCAUGUCUGUGAACGUUGUGGGUUAAUAGCUAUUGCAAAUCUCAAGAAGAAUUCGUUUGAGUGCAGGGGUUGCAAGAACAAAACCGACAUUGUUCAGGUUUACAUUCCUUAUGCCUGCAAGCUGCUGUUCCAAGAGCUAAUGUCGAUGGCCAUAGCGCCAAGAAUGCUCACAAAGGACAUCAAGCCUGCCAAAAACCAAAAGAAGAAAGGAGCCUGAUAUAGUUGAUUGCUGAAACACAACAUGUUCUUUGUUUUCUGAGUUCUCGUCUAAACAAGCACGAAGUUAAUAGGCUUUACCGCGAUAACAAUAGAUACACGCCCGGAGUUUCAAGAGGUUGAAGGCGAAUCAGAAGGUUCAUCGGUUCCUGUUGGGCAGGUUUGGAACAAGAUAAUCAGAAUUAGUAGAUGCAUUUUCAUCGGAGUCGAAUGUCUGUGUUUUUGGAAUCGGUUCAAACCAUAUUGUGAUGAAAGUUUUGUUUUCGUCUCGUUUUAAGCUGGAGAGCUGGAACUAAUUGUAUUUUCCUGUAGUUAAGCUAUCAUUAAGUAAAUACAUGUAUGACAUCAUCCUUAAAUAUAUCUGAGUUCAUUGAUA